AACCUAUGACCUAUCCAAACAUUCACACAAUAACUAACCAAAUUGUUCUAGAACCAAAAAUUCCAAUCGAAUGGCUUCUACUUCUUUUUUUUUUCUCUCAACUUCAAUUACCGGCUCCAAAUUUUCCGCCGGUACGCCACUAACACCACCGAGCUCCGUCAGCUUCCGGCAGCAGCGAUCGUUCUCUGUUUCCGCCGCUUACUCCACCGCCGAAAGGACUACAGCUAGCUCUAACAUCGCCUCACAGUCAUCGUUGUAUGAAGUUCUAGGACUUCAAGCUGGUGCUACUACUCAUGAAAUUAAGUCUGCUUACCGGAGAUUAGCCAGAAUUUUGCAUCCCGAUGUCGUCCGAUUUCAGCAGAAUUCGUCAGCAGCUGACUUUAUUAGAGUUCAAUCAGCUUAUGCUACUCUCUCCGAUCCAGAGAAACGUGCCAAAUAUGAUCGGACACUAUUUGGGAAUAGAUUUGGACGAUCUGUCGGAGUAUCGUCGGCGGGAGCUCGUAGCCAUUACACUACUCGCCGGAAGUGGGAAACCGAACAAUGUUGGUAGCUUUUUUGCUUCGAACGGUUCAUUAUGGAUUUUAACACUCCGUCGGAACUCCCCGGCCCGAUUAAUUUUGGUCUCGUGAUUUGGUUUUGGUCAAAAUCAACCAUUACCAUUUCAUGGGUAGAGCUGAAGAAGCUGAAAGUACCAUGAUCAGACGCAUUAGUAUUUUGAUUAUUUGAUAGGGUACUAGUAGCAUUUGUACGGUAUAUAUAAAAAAGAAUGUGUAAAUUACUAAUUUUGUUGUGUUCUUCGGGUAUAAGAUACUCCGUGCUAUCUUGAAAAUGAAGUUUAUUUCCAGAAAUAUGAUCUUCUGGCAAAACUGAGUUAUGAAUAGGUUAUAGGUUAAAUUUAUUAGUCUAGAACAAUGUUUUUCUGUCUUUUUGUCGUAUGAAUCUGAACUUUGUCUUGUUCAAAAAGAA
Messenger RNA from Nicotiana tabacum (common tobacco), 966 nucleotides. RefSeq names its product chaperone protein dnaJ 11, chloroplastic-like. The record is from RefSeq and is a predicted model, not a curated record. Lineage: Eukaryota; Viridiplantae; Streptophyta; Magnoliopsida; Solanales; Solanaceae.